AUGAGCAGAAAAACUCCAUCGUUUGACGAGACACACUCCGACAAACUCGCCCGCAAGGCCCGAGAAUCGCCCUUUAUGCCGAUCGGGAUUGCCGGACUGGUCGCGGUAUGCGCCAUCGGUGCAUACAAAUACAAGUACCGGGGUGGGAUGUCCACGUCCGUGUUCCUAAUGCAGUUGCGAGUAGCCGCCCAAGGUACGGUGGUCGCCGCUUUGUCCAUCGGUCUUGGCUACACGAUGGCAAACGAGUAUAUAUUUAAGAAAAAAGACGAUUAA
Anopheles marshallii is the source of this 273-nucleotide messenger RNA. RefSeq names its product HIG1 domain family member 1A, mitochondrial-like. Gene Ontology annotation, biological process: mitochondrial respirasome assembly. Gene Ontology annotation, cellular component: mitochondrion. Lineage: Eukaryota; Metazoa; Arthropoda; Insecta; Diptera; Culicidae. The transcript has a single exon. Bases 1 to 273 code for a protein of 90 amino acids. The record is from RefSeq and is a predicted model, not a curated record.